Molecule: messenger RNA, 659 nt
Organism: Pelobates fuscus (common spadefoot toad)
Lineage: Eukaryota; Metazoa; Chordata; Amphibia; Anura; Pelobatidae
Product: peptide YY-like
Exons: 4
Coding region: 107-406 (99 amino acids)
Biological process (GO): neuropeptide signaling pathway; feeding behavior
Cellular component (GO): extracellular region
Molecular function (GO): neuropeptide hormone activity; neuropeptide Y receptor binding
Source: RefSeq, a predicted model, not a curated record
AGAGAACACAAAGCAGACUCUUCUGAGCACCUUCCAGAGAGCAAGAGGUACUUAAAAAAAUUUCAUUACUACCUGUCUGCAUCCCUUCGCUCCCCGCCAGCACACAAUGGUUAUCUCUUUAAAGUUGUGGCCUAUGAUGGUUGCCAUUGGAAUUUGCAUUUUGGUAUGUCUGGGGACGAUAGUUGAAGGUUACCCUCCAAAACCAGAGAACCCUGGAGAUGACGCUUCCCCAGAGGAGAUGACAAAAUAUCUGACAGCUCUUCGGCAUUACAUUAAUCUGGUGACACGGCAAAGAUAUGGGAAGAGAGACAGUCCAACUGACAACCUUCUUUCUGAGCUUCUGUAUGGGGACAGUGGGAACCACAAUAGCAGAUCACGGUUUGAUGAUUCUUCCUACAACUGGUGACCCUUGGAGCCUUCUCUCUUUCUCCCCUUCCCUGGAUGACCGCUCUCCCCUUUUCCCUUCUUUUUAACGUAUUGAUUAUUUUUAUGCCAUUUUGCAUUGUGACUGGGCGAUGCCUUUGCCAGGUGUAGUGGGCACAUGGCCUGUGUGUGUGUUUGCCAUCCCACCAGAGAUGCCUCUCCCGUGACACGCAGUCUGUGUGUCUGACAGAGAAAUCCACUGUGUUCAGAAAUAAAAGCAAGUUUAAUGGAACCCA